Seminavis robusta is the source of this 1830-nucleotide messenger RNA. The record is from the annotation of a GenBank genome assembly. Lineage: Eukaryota; Bacillariophyta; Bacillariophyceae; Naviculales; Naviculaceae.
AUGCGCCCCAAGAAUAAGCAAACGUCUUCCAGGAGGGGGGAUAAAAGGGCGCAGAAAGACAAGAAGAAGUGGAGGAAAGGAAGGGCCAACCAAAAGAACAAACAAUCUUUUCUGAAAUCGAUCGUUGACCAUGACCUAGCAGAGUUCAGAGUCUACCCUCACGACCGCCGGGACGAUCGUAUCUAUGAACGUCUCCUUCAUACUAGAGUACCGAUCAGUCUCUGUGGGUGCGACGAUGAAGAUAUCCGCGAGUUUGUGGGCAAAAUGAGGGAUUAUGACGAGGCCGAAAGACGAUCGCACUGCUCUGUGCCGCGCUGUUUCGAAUGUUUGGGGCAGGCACAGCGCAUCUAUAUACCUGGGUCUGUGUCAAUGUACAGUGCCACAAUUCUGGCGGGAGCGAUUCCUCGGUACAAUAGAAAUAUCCAGUCAAUCGCGAUCGGGCCGAUGAGGUGCCGUGAAAUCUUCCAAACAUUGUUGCAGUGCAUCCAUUCUCGAAACGAGAAGCCGUCUCCGAUCCGGGCCCUGACUCUUGACUUUGUGGGUACAAAUGUGACACGAGAAGACAUGGAAUACUUGGUCGAUGCAAUGAGUCAAAAUAAGGGUGGUAUCGGAGGGCUGCGGAUUUGCAAUGCCAACACAAGAGAAGACGGCGCUCUCCAGACACUUUUUGAAGGUAUUCGGCAACAUGCUGAAUAUCUUGUGGUUUUGCAGUUCUUGAGCACAACUUUGUCCGAUUCGGAGCUCUACGACCUCGCCCUCUUGGUGGAAAGAAGCUCAGUUUUGGAGGUGUUGGGCCUCGACCAAAUGCCGAACGUUCAACCUUUUACGCGGAUUAUGGGAAAGCAGUCGGGUCGUGAUUCUCUGGUUCUGCAAAGGACGCCAAAGAAAUAUCCCCUGGGGGCCGGCGAUGUCUCGAAUUGCUUGUGGUCGGUUGAAGAAAUGUUGCUCCCAAGAGCCCCAACAGCUAUCCGAAGCGAACUAAGAAUUCAAUUUGACAGCACGACGAGCAACGGAUUCCAAUCGAUUUCCCGGGCGCUCGAAUGCAGCCAGACUGAACUAAAAUCUCUCUGUUUCGAAGGGGUCGAUAUGAGGUCCGACCGCAUCCAACUGCUGGCGCGGUCCCUUGUUCACAACACUACUCUCGAGCGUCUGCGGCUCUACUGCGAUCGCAGCUGCUUAAACUACGACGGGGUUGCAACUUUCCUGGAGGUGCUUUCACAAUCCGGGGGAUCUGCGCUGCGGCUAUUUGCUUGUCCUAAUUACGUGGACAGGGCCGAUACUGCUAUUCUCCGUCGGAUCGUUGACGUUCUCCCUCGCUUGCGAAAGCUCGAGAGUCUCCGUGUCUGCGCGUCGAUUUACUGCGACGAACAGGCGACCCUUCUUCUCGAGGCAUUGAAAAAACAACCUCAACCAUUGUACUUCAGGAGUUCAGACGUCUGGCUUUCCCACAUCGUCAAGCAAGAUUUGAGGGAACAAAUCUCUGAACGACUGCGGCUGAACAAAGCAGUUUACGACCUUUACUGUGAGGCAGGGGACUGGGGAGGCCCGUUGACGGAAGACAAGAGAAGAAAAGCAUUGCCGUUCGCCUUCGAGAAGUUGGCUUCCAGUCCAUCCAUGUGCUAUUUGUUGCUCCAAAAGUCAACCCAAGAUCUUGCUGGAAAACGAUUUGGAGAAGGGCGCAAACAUCAAACCCAGAGCAGCAUCCGCCACUGCGAGAAGAGCUGUGAGAAGGCUUCGACGCAUCGUCGAGUACCGGUACCACUAGCACGGCUUCCUGGGCAGAGGCACACGUACGGGUACUGCGGCGCACCGUCCCACGCUCCGAACUAA